Molecule: messenger RNA, 1144 nt
Organism: Camelina sativa (false flax)
Lineage: Eukaryota; Viridiplantae; Streptophyta; Magnoliopsida; Brassicales; Brassicaceae
Source: RefSeq, a predicted model, not a curated record
UUCAUAGUUUUUUCACGCACGUGUUACGUACGUUGUUUAAGAUCCAUGCAACUUAAUCUUACGUUCAGAAAAUAAUGAGAUAUAGAAUAACAAAAGGAAUACUCCAUUACAUUAAUUUACAUAUAGAUACGUCUCUUAAGUCUUAAUUGUACCAUUCACAAAAUUAUUUGAACCUAAUCCAUCGUCUCCCUCUGUUAUUCACCGUUUGGAUCACACCGAAUUCCAUAAGAUCCGAUCUCUCUCACAGGCCACGGCAUGGGAAUCACGUCAUCCGCAGAUCUGAAACCGGAGAAUCCCAAUCCCAAAUCUCAAAACAACUCAGAGAAAUUGGGAGAUGAUUCGUUGUCAAGUACUUGGCGAGAUCGGUUACGAGUGUUUAUGGAAGAAGGUGGUUGCAAAGAAUCAUACAAUGUUUUUCGAGAUUGCACUGAAGAAGCUGAGAAGAACAAUGAAAGUAUCGGUAAGUGUUUUCCGAUGCUGAACAAGUGUAUGGAGGCUCAUUCCGAUUACUACCAGCCUAUUCUCGCAGCGGAGAAAGCUGCUUUAGAACGGUUAACGAAGGGUUUCAACAAGCUGUCAACGGUUGGGGAAGUUUCAGAUCAACAAAAAGACGAGGAAGAAGAAGAAGAAGAGAGGUUAUUAGCUUUCCUGAAAGGUGGUGCUUUCAAAGAAUCGUUUAUGGCUUGGCUUGAUUGUUUUGAGGAAGCUGAGAGAAACAAACAAGAUUUCAUCACUAAGUGUGCUCGAGUCUCUGCUACGUUAUCCAAGUGUUUGGAUGAUCAUUAUGAUUACUAUCAUCCGGUUCUCACGGUGGCUAAAACUGCUGAAGAACACAUGGAGAAGGAGCUCGAAGCCUUUUUCUCCCGGAAGCAAGCUUAGGGAUGAUUAAGACAAAGCUUCUUAGAGAUGAUUAUGAGGAUUUAGGUUUUUUAUUGUUAAUGUUUUGAAAAUGUAUGAUUGGUGUGACAGUCUUGUUCACCACAAUCUUUCAAAUGCCAUGAUUGAUUGCUAACUAUGAUCAGAGACCGUUCGCAUAUUAGGUACGAAGAGCAGAGUUGAAUAGAAAGAAUCAUAUAGACUAAAAUGAACAAUCUGAAGAAUAAAUUUUUUACGCGAAUUUGGUAGCUAAAGAGCAUUCACGGGU